This is a messenger RNA of Sesamum indicum (sesame), 3088 nucleotides long. It is a transcript of the gene GC6, whose product is annotated as golgin Putative 6. Gene Ontology annotation, biological process: vesicle fusion with Golgi apparatus; intracellular protein transport; endoplasmic reticulum to Golgi vesicle-mediated transport. The record is from RefSeq and is a predicted model, not a curated record. Gene Ontology annotation, cellular component: endoplasmic reticulum; cytoplasm; Golgi stack. NCBI's taxonomy places the organism in Eukaryota, Viridiplantae, Streptophyta, Magnoliopsida, Lamiales, Pedaliaceae.
AAAUUCAACACAAACCAAAAUUUUUGAUCUGGCCCUAUAAAAAUAAAAUCACUCUCUCUGACUCUCUCUUUCUGUGUCUCCCUCUCUUCGAUCUCUUUCACAGCGGUUUGGGUUUGUUCGGCGGUGCAGUAUGGAUUUUGUAUCCAAGUACCAGGGUGUUGUUGGGCGUGUUUUUAGAAAUGACAAUUCGAGCUCAAAUGAAGACAGUUAUGUCGAGCGCUUGCUGGAUCGCAUCAGCAAUGGUGUCCUAGCUGAGGACAGGAGGAGUGCCAUGGUUGAACUUCAGUCAGUUGUGGCUGAAAGUAAUGCUGCACAGUUAGCUUUUGGGGCAAUGGGCUUUCCUGUACUAUUGAGUGUCUUAAAGGAGGAGCGCGAUGAUGUAGAAAUGGUCCGAGGGGCUCUAGAAACUCUUGUAAGUGCCUUAAGUCCAAUUGAACAUGCAAAAGCAUCAAAGAAUGAGGUCCAGCCAGCUUUAAUGAAUAGUGAUUUGCUUUCAAGAGAAGUGGAGAACAUUUCUCUUCUUCUGAGUCUGCUAGCCGAGGAGGAUUUCUAUGUCCGAUAUUAUACAUUGCAGUUGUUAACAGCCCUUCUAACAAACUCCCCAAAUAGGCUGCAAGAAGCUAUUCUUACGAUUCCUCGUGGUAUUACAAGGCUAAUGGAUAUGCUCAUGGACCGUGAGGUCAUACGCAAUGAGGCAUUAUUACUUCUCACAUACUUGACUCGAGAAGCUGAGGAAAUUCAAAAAAUUGUGGUCUUUGAAGGUGCUUUUGAGAAGAUAUUUAGCAUCAUCAAAGAGGAAGGAGGUUCUGAAGGCGGUGUUGUUGUCCAGGAUUGUCUGGAACUUUUGAACAAUCUUCUCCGGAAUAAUGCCUCAAACCAGGUAUUGCUUAGGGAGACAAUGGGCUUUGACCCUUUAAUAUCAAUCUUGAAGCUCAGAGGAAGCACCUAUAAGUUCACACAGCAGAAGACAAUAAAUCUACUCAGUGUAUUGGACACAAUUAACUUGCUACUACAUGGAGGUCAACAAACUGAUCCUGGAAAAGACACCAAUGGGGUGGCAAAUAAAACAGUCUUGGUUCAGAAAAAGGUGUUGGACCAUCUUUUAGUGUUGGGAGUUGAGAGCCAAUGGGCUCCUGUUGCUGUUCGUUGUAUGGCACUCCAGUGCAUCGGUGAUCUGGUUGUCAGUCAUCCAAAGAAUUGCGAUGCCCUUGCAAGUAAAGUAAUUGGAGAAGACCCUCAUGUUGAGCCUGCAUUAAAUUCUAUCCUUAGGAUUAUUUUAAGGACACCUAGCGUGCAAGAGUUCAUAGCAGCCGACUAUGUCUUUAAGAGCUAUUGCGAGAAAAAUCCUGAUGGUCAGAGAAUGUUGGCUUCAACUUUAACUCCUCAACCACACUCAAUGGUUAAUGCGCCAUUUGAGGAUGAUGUCAACAUGUCAUUUGGAAGCAUGCUACUGCAUGGCCUGAUACUGAGUGAAAGUGAUGGGGAUCUUGAGGCUUGCUGUAGAGCUGCAAGUGUCUUAUCUCAUGUUUUGAAGGAUAAUAUUCAGUGUAAGGAGAAGGUUCUUCAGAUUGAACUUGAAGCACCUAGACCAUCACUGGGGUCUCCAGAGCCUUUAAUGCACCGUAUGGUGAAGUACCUGGCUCUUGCCUCUUCCAUGGUUAAAGAUGGAAAAGCUGGGACAUCUGGUCCUAUGUAUAUUCAACCAAUUAUCUUAAAGCUUCUAGUUAUUUGGCUCUUUGAUUGCCCAAGUGCUGUCCAGUGCUUCCUCGAUUCACGUCCUCACCUCACAUACUUGCUUGAGUUAAUUUCAGAUCAAACUGCAACUGUAUGUGUAAGGGGAUUGGCUGCUGUACUAUUAGGAGAGUGUGUAAUACAUAAUAAAACCAGCGACAGUGGAAAAAGUGCUUUCAGUAUUGUUGAUGCCAUAAGCCAAAAAAUUGGUCUUACUGCAUACUUUUUGAAGUUUGAUGAAAUGCAGAAGAGCUUGCUUUUCACAUCUGCAAAGCCAGCUCUUGCGCGCAAACCAUUGACUCGAUCUACUGCUGCGAGCAUGUCUGAGAUUGAAGAUGUUGACGAAAAUGAGACCACUGAUCAGAAGAAUGAGGAUCACCCAGUUCUUGCAAUGGUGCUUGAUUCUCAGUUUGUUUUCUUUGUAAAGGAAUUAGAGGCAAAUAUUAGAGAACAAAUUGUAGAAAUUUACAGCCGUCCAAAGAGCCAGGUUGCAGUGGUCCCAGCAGAACUAGAGCAGAGCAGUGGAGAAAGUGAUAAGGAGUACAUCAAACGGCUUAAAAGAUUUGUGGAGAAGCAAUGCCUUGAGAUACAGGACCUUUUGAGUCGGAAUGCUACUCUUGCUGAGAACGCAGCAAAGACAGGUGCAAGCGGUUCAUCCCAGCUUGAACAUAGAGGUACUGCUGGAUCAGAAAGAGUCCUAGUUGAAACUCUCCGUAGGGACCUUCAUGAAACUUCCCAAAGACUGGAAGCUUUGAAAGCAGAGAAAGCCAGAAUUGAAGUUGAGGCUUCAACCCACCAAAAUUUAGCAGCCAAACUGGAAUCUGACCUGAAAAGCUUGUCUGAUGCUUACAAUAGCCUGGAGCAGGCCAACUUUCAGCUAGACCGUGAAGUGAAAGCCUUGAAGAGUGGUGGAGCUUUGCCUAUUCCAGAUAUCGAGGAAAUUAAAGCAGAAGCAAGGGAAGAAGCUCAAAAGGAGAGUGAAGCUGAAUUGAGUGAUUUACUCGUCUGUCUUGGGCAAGAGCAGAGCAAGGUGGAGAAGCUUAGUGCAAGGCUAAUGGAGUUGGGGGAGGAUGUUGAUAAGUUGCUGGAAGGCAUUGGAGAUGAUAUGGGAGUUCCGGAAGAUGAUGAGGAAGAAGCAGAGUGAGCUUUCUCUGUAAUUCAUCGAGUUGAAUCAUUCAGUUGACCACGUUUUUCGUUACUACACAUUUUACCAGUGUUUAUCCGUCAGCUUGCUUGUACAUUGCUUGUAACUGUACAGUAUUCUCAUUAUUUAUCUUGCUAAAAUUCUGAACCAAUUUGGAUUUUUCACGUCAGUGUUGAGUGGACAGUCAUUUAAAACGCACAUUUUAUACAUCAA